CAGUGCUACCAACAGCCAAUAGAAUAAUACAACUAACCUAAAAAAGUUGGCUUUCAAAUUAUCGGUUAAAGUCGAUAGACACGUUAAACUCCUCUUGCUGCUCAAUAAAGAAUUUCCAUAUUUUUUUGUUCCUUUAGAUGAAUAUUCAAAAGAUUGUGCGUAUGGCGCUAUUUCGAUAUUUAUUUUUACUCAUCUCUAUUUAACCAGGAAGCUCAUCAACAUAAUAUCGAUUUUCAGUAUUUAGCUAGCGAGGCGUGUUUGUCUGUUUCUAUAGCGUAAAAGUUUUAUUAAAUAUUUGCAAUCAUUAAUUCGUCAAAUAGAAAAAUGGUGCGUGGGGCUAUGCGCGGUGGUAGACCGAUUCGUGGAGGACUCCAUCGACCACCUUUUAAAAAGACAUUUAUUCCCAGACAUCCUUUCGAUUUAACAUUGGUUGCUGAGGUGCUCUUCCCAAAAGUGUCACUGCAAGUAGAUGAUUCUGCCCUCACAGCAGCACUUCUGAAGCGUAAUCAAGAUUUAAGUCCUACACCCGCUGAACAAACAUCCAUUGCCAAUUUAGUUACUAAAGUUCAGGCUGUACUCGAUAAUUUGGUGGUGGCACCCGGCGAUUUUAACACCUGUCAAUUAGAAGAAGUGCGCCAAGUGGGAUCGUUUAAAAAGGGUACAAUGAUAUCUGGUAAUAAUGUAGCUGAUAUUGUUGUCAUAUUGAAAACUUUACCUACGAAGGAAGCUUGCGAGGCUUUAGCUAAAAAAGUCGAAUCCGAUCUUAAAAACGCUAUGAAAACAGAAGUAUUAACCAAAGCUGAUCAAAUUUAUACUACAAUACAUGAUCGGGGAUUUGAUGUAGCAAACUGGCAAGCGAAAGUACGAAUUUUGAUUGCAACACUUCCACAGAAUUUGCGAAAAUUAGAAGCCGAUAUUCAUCUAGACCAAAAGCUUAUGCAAGCUCAUCUGGCAGCAAUUCGCCAUACCAGAUGGUUUGAAGAAAAUGCUCAUCACUCUUCAAUUAAAGUGCUAAUACGCAUACUAAAAGAUCUCACUAGAAGGUUUGAAGCAUUUGGACCGCUUUCACCGUGGAUGCUCGAUUUGAUAGCUCAUCUGUCCAUAAUGAACAAUCCUUCACGCCAAGCGUUGCCAAUAAAUUUAGCAUUCAGACGAGUGUUCCAGCUGCUUUCUGCUGGUUUAUUUUUGCCCGGAUCAGCCGGAAUAACUGAUCCAUGUGAACCAGGUCACAUACGGGUACAUACUGCAAUGACGUUGGAACAACAAGAUGUGUGCUGUUUAACAGCUCAAACACUUUUACGUGUUCUUGCUCAUGGUGGAUACAAGCAUAUACUCGGACUAGAAGGAAAUACAAGUAUCGUUCGGGAAAUGUCGGUAUGGAACGGGGUGGUGGUAUCACCAUUAGAAGUGGUAUAUGAAAAGCCUACUGACAAGAAAGAUGGUGAGGGAGAGGAAGACAUGGAAGCAGUCGAAAAUGACGGUGUCGCUGAUGAUGAUCAAGUAGAGUAGAAUCUUUAAUUAAAUAUCCUUAAAUUAAAAAAACGUAAUUUCAUAUGAUCGAAUAAAAUGUUUAUUUGCAGU
This is a messenger RNA of Ceratitis capitata (Mediterranean fruit fly), 1581 nucleotides long. Its product is annotated as interleukin enhancer-binding factor 2 homolog. The transcript has 3 exons. The coding region runs from base 325 to 1509 and encodes 394 amino acids. Lineage: Eukaryota; Metazoa; Arthropoda; Insecta; Diptera; Tephritidae. The record is from RefSeq and is a predicted model, not a curated record.